GCAAGCUCAGCUUUCAAAAAUAAAAAUAAAAUCAAAACCCGCUAAUUAAUCAAUCAACCAUCCAUCGUAAAAAUAUAAAUAAAUCAAUCAAAAAGCAAGAAAAAGAGAAAGAAGCAACCAAAGCAGUGUUUUCAAUGGCGAGUUCAGGUUACGGUGAUGCAAACCAGAAGAUAGACUAUGUCUUCAAAGUAGUUCUAAUCGGUGAUUCCGCCGUCGGUAAAUCUCAGAUUCUAGCUCGUUUUGCUAGAAACGACUUCAGUUUGGACUCUAAAGCCACCAUCGGUGUUGAGUUUCAAACUCGCACUUUGGUUAUUCAACAUAAGAGUGUUAAAGCUCAGAUCUGGGAUACUGCUGGCCAAGAACGAUAUAGGGCUGUUACAAGUGCAUACUACAGGGGUGCUGUUGGGGCAAUGUUGGUUUAUGACAUUACCAAACGUCCGAGCUUUGAUCACAUACCUAGAUGGUUAGAAGAAUUGCGUAACCAUGCUGAUAAAAAUAUAGUCAUCAUUCUUAUAGGAAACAAAAGUGAUCUUGAGGACCAGCGUGCUGUACCCACCGAGGAUGCUAAAGAAUUUGCUGAGAAAGAAGGUUUAUUUUUCUUAGAGACCUCCGCACUGGAAUCAACUAACGUUGAGACAGCCUUCAUGACUGUUUUGACAGAAAUAUUUAACGUUGUCAACAAGAAGAACCUGGCUGCUGAUGAGAAUCAGGGAAAUGGCAACUCGGCAUCUCUAUCUGGCAAGAAGAUUAUUGUUCCUGGUCCUGCACAAGAAAUCCCUGCUAAGAGUAGCAUGUGUUGUCAGUAAUUCUGAGUUCGUUUAUGAUUUACUAGAUUUCAUGGUUCUAUGUUCCUAUCACCAAUUUUUAAUGGUUUGGUACAUUUCCCAUGUAUAUUGGCAUCAUUCAAAAUUUAUUUUGCUCGACUAGUUGAUUUAGAACCUGCAGAUUGAGGUGAUUACAAAUUGCUUAUUACAGUCCCUACGAAUUUCAUAGGUGAUCUGGUUCGAAAUUUGAACACUGUUUGAUUGAAAA
This is a messenger RNA of Trifolium pratense (red clover), 1032 nucleotides long. RefSeq names its product ras-related protein Rab11A-like. The record is from RefSeq and is a predicted model, not a curated record. Lineage: Eukaryota; Viridiplantae; Streptophyta; Magnoliopsida; Fabales; Fabaceae. Gene Ontology annotation, cellular component: endosome. The transcript has 2 exons. Gene Ontology annotation, molecular function: GTPase activity; GTP binding. The coding region runs from base 135 to 806 and encodes 223 amino acids.